AUGGAGAAAAAACAUCCAGCCAUCGCAGGAAAAGAGAAAGGACCGGGACCGGGUCGCUACGCUCUUCCUCCAACCAUUGGGUUCAUGGGUCACGACUUCACCAAGCCAGCCAGCCCGGCAUACACCUUCCAUGGCCGGAUGAACCACCACCUGUCCUCCGUCCACUCGAACCCGGGACCGCAGUACUGCAUCGAUGCCCGAGUCACCCGCUUCGGCCGGGACGGCACGCCCGCCUACUCCAUGCUGGGCCGGGAGAGGCGCCCCGUGCGGAUUUUCCAGACUCCUGGGCCGGGUGCCUACAACCCAGAGACAGCCCCCCCGCUGAACAGGCAGAGAAGACCCCCGUCCUACACCAUGGGCUUUCGAAAUCGCUACCGUCCCGUGGACACCGUGCCCCCUCCGAACAAAUACACGCUCCCUGCCAUCAUGGGCUCCCAGGUGCCCACGAAGCCAUCCAGCGCCAGCUACACCUUCGCAGGGCGGUGCAGGUCAGGGGGCCCGGCGGAAGACCUGUCCCAAACUCCAGGCCCGGGCCGGUACGACAGCACGGACCCCAGCGUCUACCUGUCCAGACGGCCCGCGUUCUCGAUGCUCGGCCGACACAGUGUCCCCAUCGACGGCACUCAGAAGCCCGGUCCUGGCACUCACAACCCGGAGAAGGUGACCCUGCACAAGCCCCGACCACCUGCCUUCACGCUGGGGAUCCGGCACUCGGAGUUUGUCACCCCACUAGUGACGGACACGUCAGGCUGA
Messenger RNA from Conger conger (European conger), 753 nucleotides. It is a transcript of the gene cimap1d, whose product is annotated as CIMAP1 family member D. Gene Ontology annotation, cellular component: cytoskeleton. Lineage: Eukaryota; Metazoa; Chordata; Actinopteri; Anguilliformes; Congridae. The transcript has 4 exons. The record is from RefSeq and is a predicted model, not a curated record. The coding region runs from base 1 to 753 and encodes 250 amino acids.